GAGAGAGAGAGAGAGAGAGAGAGCAUGCUUCAUGAAUGAGUCCCCCUCUACCGCACAGCGGGUUGGAUCCUUCAUCCUCCUGCACCCCGACGGGGAACAGUAAAGCAUCCAGCCGCUGAUGAACCAGGACAGAAAACACUUCCCACCAGCGCCGCAAGACCGAUUCUCCCCUUCAGGACCCGAGAGGACACGGCACGAUGCUUGAUGGACUCCGGCGGAGGCACGCCUCCCGGCCCUCCUCACGACCCCUGUCACUUAACUUCAGCACCUUCUCUGCCCCUCCCCCGAGCCCAGACAUGGACAGCAGCAGUGAGCAUCCAAUCCGGAGGACUUUGCACCGGCUGAAGUUGAUGAGCUCCCCCAGCCUCAGCGAGCUGGGGAAGAGCGAGAAAGGUUCACCAGAGGACCGAGGAGAGAAGCAGAAGAGGGCAGGAGCCAACGCCACCUGGAACAGUAUCCACAACGCUGUCAUAGCAGUAUUCCAAAAGAAAGGUUUGGCAGAUAAUGAACUCUACGUCCUAAACGAAGGUGUCAAGCAUCUGUUAAAGACUGAGCUGGGGUUUUUCUUCACAGAGUACCUUCAGAACCAGUUGCUGACAAAAGGCAUGGUCAUACUACGGGACAAAAUAAGGUUCUACGAAGGUCAGAAGUUACUCGACUCUCUGGCAGAGACCUGGGACUUCUUCUUCUGUGAUGUUCUGUCGAUGCUGCAGGCCAUCUUCCAUCCGGUUCAGGGUAAGGAGCCCUCUGUCCGACAGCUAUCUCUGCUUCACUUCAGGAACACCAUAGUCUUGAGUGUAAAGUUAGAGGACGCCCUGUCUCGACCUCGGGCCCGUGUGCCGCCCUCUGUUACACAGAUGCUGCUUAUUCUUCAGGGGGUCCAUGAGUCGCGCGGUGUGAACGAGGACUACCUGAGGCUCGAGUCCCUGAUUCAGAAGGUGGUCUCGCCCUACCUGGGCACGCACGGGCUUUACUCUGAAGAUGGUGCUGAGGCCCAUUGCUGUGUUCUGGAGAAGCGGUCACCGUGGGGCUGGUCCAAGUCUGCGGAUCAACCGUCUAAAAACCCUGUGGUACGAUCUAAAAGCUACAACAUCCCUUUGCUGCUGACCCCUGUGGCUGAGUAUGACCCAGAUGCCAGCUCUGUUGGCAGUGGAGGAAUUCGGCGCCACUCGGCCUGUGAGAUUAUAACAUGCCUGGAAGAACAAGGACUGGCCUACGCUGACUUGGCCUCAGGGUCUGAACUCUCUGGCCCCUCCUCCAACCGGCUGUGUGUGGGCUCUCACUUCAAUGGUAUUGUACAAGCGGGAGCGAGCGCCAUGGCCUUGCCUCUUUCGUCUCCGUCUAUCCUUCAUUCCUCAGGAGCUCUGCACGGCACUGAGGCCACGACAACAAUGACUGAUCUCAGUAAGGGUGCAUCCUCCACGCCGCCCAGUGAAUCUUCCAGCCCGGAAACCAUAAUUGGACAAGGGCUCGAGUCCGCAGACUCAGAUUCAGAUGGGAUAUUUAUUGAUUUUCCACCUCACUCCUCAGAGGCUAUGGGUUACUGCCGCGAGAGCAGACAGAGCACUCUGUAGCUGUGGUUGCCUUCAGGGCAAAAUAUUAAAAUAUUACAGCUACUUUUGAUUAAAUUGGUACCAUCUUCCUUUCUUACUUGUCCAUUCCAAGUGCUUUUACUAAUGAGUGGGAACCUCGCAGCUCUAAAAUGUCAACUUUUUAAGAACUAACUAAGAAAAUAUAUUUGGUCCAGUUACAUACAAAGCAAAUCCUAGUGGAAUUAUUAUUAAAGGACUGGAAUGUUUUCCUAGGUUUUCAACCUGAGGACACUGUAGUUGCUUUUUAUCCUGAGCUUUCAAAUGUUUUCAUAAACAUGAAUUAGUCAGAUUAUGUUCUUAAGGGAUACAUCUGGUGAUAUUCCAUAUUUCUCUUAUGGACAAAAAAUCCUUUGAAAAAACCAAAAUCAACAAUGAAUUGAUCCCAGGAAGUUUUGCCUGAAGCUUGAUUAAUUUACCACUCCCACAGACCUCAGCUUUUUUCCCAAAAUCUAAUAACACAUCCAACACCUGCCACACAUUUUUCUUAAUUUUGACAACGUAGCCACGGUAGUUUAUUUUGACUCAAUCCCACAUACACAUUAAUGGUACGUUAAAUACUCACCAGAUCAUCAAAUGCUGAAAAUAGUCCCCAACAAAUGCACCAUUUACUCCUGUUAUUAAAAAACUACAGUACCAAAGAAUAAUUCUGCUUUCUUGAAUUUAAAACUAUUCAUUUGUAACCCAUUUUUAAAUAUGUAUGUCUUCACUAGAAGUAAAAGGGACUGGGGCUGAGUUUCACAGACACACUGCUGAAGUCCGAAAGUAUUGACUGAUGGACUUACAAAUUGGUGGUUUUGGUCUUUUCAUGAGAUUUGAUGACAACAUCAAAAAUAUAUAAUAUAGUCAAUAUUAUCCUUUAAUCCAUAGAGGAGCAUGUUAAUCAGAGUUAUGAGGUUUUCAAACAGCAUCAGUUUCAUACCUCUAAUGAGGAGAUGGCUGUUAACAGCCACCAUUUAUCUGGAAAAGUGACAGACACUUAACAUAUUUAUCUCUUUGUAUUUGUGUAUUUUGAACCUCAUAACAGUUUUAUAUUUCUUGUUUUAUGUUUUGUUGUCUGCCUCUUGGCAGUAACACAUUAAUGAGGUCUUUUGUUCUCUCUUUUGUGCGAUAUCUUAUGAAAAUGUGGACUGUUGAAUUGUUUUUUAUCGUCAGCGGGUGUCAUAGAGGUCUAAUGCAAACAUCUCUUCUUAGAGCAAAUAUCAGUGUGACAGCAUUUGCUUUUCUGUAUUAGCUCUGUACAGCAGGACUUUGAGGAAUGUUUAUUGUUUACAUUUGAUAAAGACAUGAACAUUUUGACUGAAUGUCGUCUCACACACUGUAUUUUGCACCAUCACUACCUUGUAAAUAGAAAUGCAUUGCUGGCUUUUAGGACAGCUAGAUGGUGUAAAGUGAGCUGUUACCUUUAAAUGAAUUGAGAUUUGAAUAAGGGCUUUUUAACUGAAUCUUUUUCAAACGAUGUUUUACCUCAAGCGUUUUGUACUUUACUUUUUUGACAAUCUAUAAUGUCUACGGAGAUGUACUUUGUAUUAAUUUGUUAUACCAGCCCAGUCAAAAUUAAAUAA
This is a messenger RNA of Anoplopoma fimbria (sablefish), 3154 nucleotides long. It is a transcript of the gene prr5a, whose product is annotated as proline rich 5a (renal). Bases 198 to 1574 code for a protein of 458 amino acids. NCBI's taxonomy places the organism in Eukaryota, Metazoa, Chordata, Actinopteri, Perciformes, Anoplopomatidae. The transcript is spliced from 11 exons. Gene Ontology annotation, biological process: TORC2 signaling. Gene Ontology annotation, cellular component: TORC2 complex. The record is from RefSeq and is a predicted model, not a curated record.